UGCCCGGGAGCGGCGGGGGCAGCGCGGCGGCGGGCCGGGCGUUGUGCCGGGUGUUGUGCCGGGGCUGCCCGGGCGGCUGCAGCGAGUUUUGCGUCCCGUCCCCGCGCUCGGGCUACUUUGGGCGGGCUCACGCCCGUACAUCUAAUCGCUGCUGCCGUUCGCUCGCUUCCCGGCGGAGCGGAAGGAGGAUGGGGUUCGAGCUGGAUCGCUUCAGCGGGGACGUGGACCCCGACUUCAAGUGCAACCUGUGCAACAAGGUCCUGGAGGACCCGCUGACCACCCCCUGCGGCCAUGUGUUCUGCGCCGGCUGCGUGCUGCCCUGGGUGGUGCAGCAGGGCAGCUGCCCCGUCAACUGCCAGCGCAUCUCCACCAAGGAGCUCAACCACGUCCUGCCCCUCAAGAGCCUCAUCCUCAAGCUGGACAUCAAGUGCGACAACCACGCGCGGGGCUGCGAGGCGGUGGUGCCGCUGCAGCAGCUGGGCGAGCACGCCGAGACGUGCGACUUCUCGCCGGCCAAGUGCCGCAACCGCGGCUGCCGCCAGGUGCUGAACCUGCGCGACGUGGAGGCGCACAUGCGGGAGCGCUGCGAGGCGAGGCCGGCCGGGCUGUGCGAGCAGGGCUGCGGCUUGGUGCUCACCCACGGCGAGCGCCGAGCCGGCGGCCACGGCUGCCUGCGGGCCCUGCGAGCCCACGGCGCCGCGCUGCAGGCGCGGGCGGCGGCGCUGGAGAAGGCGCUGAAGAAGGAGGCGCUGCGCGCCGGCAAGCGGGAGCAGUCGCUGCUGUCGCGACUGGCGGCGGCGCAGCUGGAGCUGCAGGUGACGGCGCUGCGCUACCAGAAGCGCUUCACGCAAUACAGCGCCCGCCUCGACGCCCUGGCCCGCGCCCGCGCUGCGUCGCCCGGCAAGGGCGAGGAAACCAAAGCGCUGACUCUUGUCCUUCAUCGUGACUCAGGCUCGCUUGGAUUUAAUAUUAUUGGUGGCCGACCAUGCGUGGACAAUCAAGACGGUUCAUCUAGCGAAGGAAUUUUUGUAUCGAAAAUAGUCGACACGGGGCCUGCUGCUAAGGAAGGAGGGCUGCAAAUUCAUGACAGGAUUAUUGAGGUCAAUGGGAAGGAUUUAUCUAAGGCAACACAUGAGCAGGCAGUGGAAGCGUUCAAAACUGCCAAGGAGCCCAUUGUGGUGCAGGUCCUGAGGAGAACCCCACGCACCAAGAUCUUUACUCCUCACGAGUCCCAGCUGGUAGAUGUGGGCACGCAGACGGAUAUCACUUUUGAACACAUCAUGGCUCUAAGCAAGAUGGGCUCACCUACGCCGCCAGUCUCUGUGCUGGACCCGUACCUCCUACCUGAAGACCAUCCAUCAGUGCACGAGUACUAUGAUCCAAAUGACUACAUGGGAGGAAUUCAUCAAGAAAUGGACCGAGAUGAGUUAGAACUGGAGGAAGUAGAUUUGCAUAGAGUGAACAGCCAGGACAAGCUUGGCCUUACUGUAUGUUACCGAACGGACGAUGAGGAUGACAUUGGUAUUUAUGUGAGUGAGAUUGAUCCCAACAGUAUUGCUGCAAAGGACGGUCGGCUCCGAGAAGGGGAUCGCAUUAUUCAAAUCAAUGGCAUAGAGGUACAGAACCGAGAAGAAGCUGUGGCACUUCUCACCAGUGAAGAGAGCAAGAAUAUCUCCUUGCUUGUUGCAAGACCAGAAAUUCAGCUGGAUGAAGGAUGGAUGGAUGAUGACAGAAAUGAUUUUCUGGAUGACUUGCACAUGGACAUGUUAGAGGAGCAGCACCACCAGGCAAUGCAAUUUACUGCCAGCAUGCUCCAGCAGAAGAAGCAUGAGGAAGAUGGCGGUACCACAGACACAGCCACCAUUUUAUCUAACCAGCACGAGAAGGACAGUGGCGUGGGGCGCACAGACGACAGCACUCGGAACGAUGAGAGCUCGGAGCAGGAAAACAAUGCCGAUGAUCACACCACUUCCUCCAACACUUUAGGGAGCCAGAAGAAGCUGACUUACAGUCAUGACACCCUCGGAAGUGGCGAUAUGCAGUUCAGCAACGAGUCGUUCAUCUCAGCCGACUGCACAGACGUCGACUUCCUCGGCAUCCCGGUAGACGAAUGUGAGCGAUUCCGGGAACUGCUGGAGCUGAAGUGCCAGGUGAAGUCUGCCAGCCCUUACAGCCUGUACUAUCAUAACAGCACUCUGGAUAUGAGCAAAAGCGACCAAGAAAGCGUUGACAAAGAGCUGGAGAUGCUGAAUGAGGAGCUGCGCAAUAUUGAGCUGGAGUGCCUGAAUAUUGUGAGAGCUCAUAAAAUGCAGCAGCUGAAAGAUCAGUACCGGGAACCCUGGAUGCUGCACAACAGUGGGUUCCGCAACUACAACACCAGCAUCGAUGUUCGCAGGCACGAGCUCUCAGACAUUACAGAGCUCCCUGAGAAGUCUGACAAGGAUAGCUCGAGUGCGUACAACACAGGGGAAAGCUGCCGGAGCACACCACUCACGCUGGAGAUUUCCCCUGACAAUUCGCUGCGCAGAACUGCGGAAGGCGUCAACUGUCAAGGUAAUGAGGGGGCAGUGGCAUACAACAUCUCCCAGAAGAAUUUAUUGGCUGGCUCAGAAAGCCAUGAAUCCAGCACUGGUAAAUGCCAUUCCUCUGCUAAAGAUCCCGACCUUGGCAAGCAGCUGGAAAGCAAAGAGAGGAAAGCCAGUGAUGGAAGCAAAAGCCCUACGCAUGGUCAAAAACCUUCUGGCUCCUAUGUCUCCCCAUACCAUCACUCCCCAUAUAAGCAUGCUCAUAUUCCUGCCCACGCACAGCACUACCAGAGCUACAUGCAGCUGAUCCAACAGAAAUCAGCGGUGGAGUACGCGCAGAGCCAAAUGAGCCUGGUGAGUAUGUGUAAAGACUUUAACGCGAGCCAGAGCGAACCGAGGAUGGAGUGGAAAGUCAAAGUGCGAAGCGAUGGGACGCGGUACAUCACAAAGAGGCCGGUCAGGGACAGGCUGCUGAGAGAACGUGCCAUCAAGAUCAAGGAAGAGCGCAGCGGAAUGACUACCGAUGAUGAUGCCAUAAGUGAAAUGAAGAUGGGCCGAUACUGGAGUAAGGAAGAGCGCAAGCAGCAUUUAGUGAAGGCGAAGGAGCAGAGGAGGAGGCGUGAGUUCAUGAUGCAGAGCAGGCUAGAUUGUUUAAAGGAACAGCAAGGUGCAGAAGAAAAGAAAGAGAUGAAUAUCAUUGAACUGAGCCACAAAAAAAUGAUGAAGAAAAGAAAUAAAAAAAUAUUUGACAAUUGGAUGACAAUCCAGGAACUCCUUACCCAUGGAACAAAGUCACCAGAUGGCACACGAGUGUACAAUUCCUUCCUGUCAGUGACUACUGUAUAAUCACCAUUGCUAAGUUAUGUACAUAAAACACUACCAUUGGGGUAGAAAUCAAUGCCUCGUUCAAUGUGGCAAGAUUUUUGUAUAUAAGAUACGGUCAUCGAGUUUAUAGUUCAAAUACUGAACUCUACAACUGUGGGUGCCAGGAUCUCCACCGUGAAGUGGAGAGAAAGUUUGCCCAUCUCCUUCAAAGGCAAUACUAGCAGUGCUUUUUGGAAUACUGAUUGUACUUUUUUACUUGUUACCUUUUACAUAAAGCGUUUAACUAUCAGAAAUGUAUUAACCAUACUUACACAGGUAAUUUGCUUAAACUAUAUUCAUAUAAAAGGUACCCAUGCUUUUCUUUGCCUAAAAAAAAUGCAAAAACCCCACAAGAGCAACUGCACAUACGUAUUUUUUGUGAAACCAUAUUUUGUGAUACUAUUUUGCUGUUGUUCACUUCUACACCAAGUGCUGUUUAUCAAUAUUUAGCUCAAGGUUUAAACUCAGAAUUAUUGAAUUCCUAAUGGAGUCCUUCUCUUGUAAUAUUGAACAUUUAUCAAACAGCAGUCUUUAGAGUUAUGAUCAACAUUUAAACAUUUUUCCUUUUAAGGUUUCUAAAGAAAGUAUAUAGGUUUCAUCUGAAAAGCCUGAAGCAAAGUACAGUAUACUGCAGCUUUAAAGGAUUUUAAAGCAUGUUUGCAAAUGUUGCAACCUAUUGAAAAAUGUGCAUGUACAGCUGAUUUGUUUAUAUAAGACAGUUUGUGGAAUUUGAGAAGCCCAUGGUAGUAACUGUUUGCUUUAUAGAUUUGAAUGUAUUGAAUUAUAAAAGCAGUUUCAUGAAAUCAUCAUUAGCUACAAACGUUAACAAGUAAAAUGAAGUAAAAUAAAUUAUUGUUUUAUAUUUCAAACCAUUUUAAA
Molecule: messenger RNA, 4268 nt
Organism: Oxyura jamaicensis (ruddy duck)
Lineage: Eukaryota; Metazoa; Chordata; Aves; Anseriformes; Anatidae
Gene: PDZRN3
Product: PDZ domain containing ring finger 3
Exons: 10
Coding region: 189-3371 (1060 amino acids)
Biological process (GO): protein ubiquitination; neuromuscular junction development
Cellular component (GO): neuromuscular junction
Molecular function (GO): protein binding; zinc ion binding; ubiquitin protein ligase activity
Source: RefSeq, a predicted model, not a curated record